Aspergillus aculeatinus CBS 121060 is the source of this 490-nucleotide messenger RNA. RefSeq lists its product as uncharacterized. The record is from RefSeq and is a predicted model, not a curated record. NCBI's taxonomy places the organism in Eukaryota, Fungi, Ascomycota, Eurotiomycetes, Eurotiales, Aspergillaceae. The transcript is spliced from 2 exons. The coding region runs from base 65 to 490 and encodes 141 amino acids.
CUCAACUGCACCUCACUACCCCACUACACAUAACCCCACUACACACAUAUACCAGCGCAGCAAAAUGUCCUUCCCAACCUACAACCUCCGCCGCCUCGCCCUCACCCACACCCCCCUCGCCCAGCGACCACGCACAACCCCAGCCACCGCCGCCGUCGCCGCCGCCACCUCAGCAGCCAGGAGACUAGCAAGCAAAGCCUCCCCGGGCCAAACCUCCAACGUCGCCAACCCGCAAUCCAGCAGCCCGGAAUCGCAAUCCAUCAACGUCGCCCGCGGCAAGCAGGCGCGCCACGCCGACACCCCCGACACGGCGUCGGUGCAGUCGCCCAUCUCGUCGCAGUUCGGGCCGACGAGCGAGGCCCACGAGGGCGAGGAGCAGACCUCCGCGGACGCGCAGAUCAAGAAUCACCCCGGGGAGUCGGAGGCGACUAAGCGGCGGAAUGUGGAGAGGGCGGGGGAACGGCCUUUAGGGGCAGAGGAUCGGCAGUAA